This is a messenger RNA of Mesorhabditis belari, 1344 nucleotides long. Lineage: Eukaryota; Metazoa; Nematoda; Chromadorea; Rhabditida; Rhabditidae. The record is from the annotation of a GenBank genome assembly.
AUGACCAACCGACUUUUUUCGUAUCGAUUGAGAGACUCAAAGCAAUCAACGACAUCGAAGAAGAAACGAAGAACGGGAUGGAGAUCGAUCUAUCUUUCGUGUGGAAUCAUCGGAAUCGCCGCACUCAACAUGACACUUUAUGCGACGAGUCUUUGGCCCUAUAUUCAAUUCUUAACGGGUCGCUCAAACGUCGAGUGGUUGGGCUGGGCGAUGGCGUCGACGAGUCUCGGAUCGAUUCUCGCGGAUCCCCUUCUCGGUUGGUGGCAAGAAAAAAUCAACUCGAAACAGCCACUCAUUUGCGGUUUUAUCGUCACGUUUUUCGGCAAUUUCCUUUAUGCUUUAGCUCCAAUAUUUCCCAGUGGAAUGGAUCUUUAUGUCCUGGUUUUCUCGAGGAUUUGUCUAGGAUUCGCUUCAAGCGCCAUCGGAAUUUUACGAACAUUCGUCACGAUGAACAGUUUGGAAGAGGAUCGGCUUGAAGGAGGAGCGCUUCUAUCAAUUGGAUUGACAUUGGGACUGUCAUUAGGACCCGUUGUACAAAUGUUAUUUCUUUUCAUCGGUGAAGAGAGGAAAAUCUUCGAUGUGAUUGUCUUCAAUGAAUACACUGUGCCGGCUUUUGUGAUGUCAUUCCUUUCUUUGCUCAUCAUUAUGAUCAUUUUGCUCUUUUUUGAAGAGAAUUUAUCGGGAGUCAUUGAUGAGGAUCCGAAUAAUAAUGCUUCCUCCCCUUCUUCUUCCUCUUCUCAUUCUUCCCUUCCUCCAUUCGAUCGUUUGGGCUUAGCCGUUCUUUUCUAUAUUUGGUGUCUCAUGAUGACCGCGGCAUCGUCCGAAUAUUCUAUAUCGGGUCCUUUAACGAGAGCGAUGUAUGGCUGGGAUUCAGGGGAAUUCAUUGAAAAGCACGGUUUCAUUCAAUCCGCUCAGUGUAUUCUCUCGGCUGUCGCGGCAAUCGUUUUGAUAAAAACGAGGGUCAAGAAACUUGACAAUCGCCUCCAAAUGAUCAUCGCUUUAUCGCUUUUGAUCACUGCGAGUCUCACCCUUUUCCCGUGGCCAUUCUAUCAAAGAUUGUCACAUCAUCACAAUGAAACACUCGUAAACUCAAUGAAUGGGAAUGGGAAUGGGAAUGGGACUGAGAAUGGGACUGAGAAUGGGACUGAGAAUGGGACAACGGAAGUGGACGGUGAUCCCGAUGUGGAACCGUCUGUCACAAGGAAAGUCCCCUUGACAUUGUACAUAAUUGCUUUGGCGUUCUGCUAUGGACCGGGUGCCUCGAUUGGUUUAUCAGUGACGAACACUCUUGCAUCGCUUAUCAUAGGACCAAGGAAACAGGUUGCCUAUGGAAAUAGUCAAAAA